AAUAGUCACGUGAUUUUGAAAAAUGAGCCCACAACUCACUUGGUCAGCUGUGAUUUUACUCUCAUCUUCGGUUGCUUUCAGUGAUAUAUUUCCCGCACUUUCUCGAUAUGAGCAGAGAUUCACCUAUUUGUAUCAGUGAUAGCGAUGAUGAUGAAGAAGAACAUAAGGUUAAGCAAAGACCUGUAGUUAUGGUGCUAACUGAUGACGAAGAAACUCCGCAAAACAGCAGUCGUUCGGAAGUAAAGUUUGACAACCAAGUCGAACUGGCGAGCUCUUCUGUCAAAGUGAAACAAGAGGACGAAGAAAGCUCUGAGACUUCGGAAACUCUAACAAAAUCACCUCAAAAGCCACUAACUCUUAAUGCAAAGCGCCUGAAAUGGCUGUCGGGGCAAAUUAAGCUGGAUAAGUUAAGCGCGAAGAAUAACAAGAGAGAAAACCAAAUGAAGGACGCCUCGUUGAACAGCACAUCGGAUGCAAAGUUGGGCAUUGUCAAGAAUGAGCCUCAACCUACAGAUGAACCAUUUCCAGAUAUGAAAACUAGUGAACAGCCGUCACCGAUCAAAAAACCUGAGCCAAUGUCUGGCAAACAAUCUCCUGUAUCUUCCCCCUUAAAGUAUGACAGAACAGAACCAGUGAAGAGAGGAACCCCUAAGAAGAAGACUGCGCUAGAGCGCUACAACAAUUCACYGAAAAAGRUUGGUGCUUUUGGCUCUCCAGAGAAACCACUCACCCAAACAACUCUAAACAAGGAAAGCUUCUCGCCAAAAAAGUUAAUGACAAGUAGCGACAAGAGGAUUGAUGAUAAUUCCAGUCAUAAUCCACCACUACAUGCCAGUCAAACCGACAGCUAUGGUAGGCUUCAGUGUAAUAAGGUUGUUGUUGGGUUUAGYCAUUCACAGUUAGCCUAUCUUGAGGGUAUAGAAGAGGAAGGUGACGAGUGUUCAUCAAGGUACAUUGAUACUUUGCUUGGUUUUGUUACUGCGUACUGCAAGCCAUCUCCCGAUUUGUGUUUCCGUGUCCUCAGUGAAAYACUUCUAAAGUCUCAAGACAAUGCUGUUUCGCUGAAGGCGUUUGGUGCAUUAAAACAAAUCCAGACUAUCCACCCUGUUGUACCAGARCAAAUGGGAAAAAGUGUCACUUUUGAGUUUCUUGAGGAGGUUGYCAAGAGACUAGAGAUGUCUGGAUGCAAAUGUAAGAACUACCAAGACACCAAAUGCCCUAGUAGUCUCUGCUUAAAGGCAGGAAAUGCAUUGAAAGCUUUGACUUUCAUAGUGGACGUGAUGGAGAAAGAGGUCAAACGAAAAAUGUCACCAAACAAAACKAUUGCAUAUCGACUCUUAUCACUUGAGAGCAAAUCUGCCAACAUUUGUAAAGUUCUAUCAUGGAUAACCACAUCUGCCAAUCUCUGCUGCAAUUUUAAAAGUGUUCCAGAUUUCUACAUCAUCUUAAACCUUUUCCAACGACUGCUUCAAUUAUGUUUAUCCAUCAGUGAAAACCCGGACAAWUGUGCUGAUAGUCUUGCCCAAGAAAUACUCAGCACCUACUCACAGCUUUCAAGUCUCGAGUGCAGGACAGUUUUUCUUCAGACACUGCCGUCUCAUUUACUGAAAAGCAAGUUCCUUCAACUGUAUGUUCAACUCUUCUGUGAAAUGCCCGAGCCUUGCGAACGUGAUUCAAGUUUAAAAGGAAUCCAGCAYAUCCUUGAAAGUGAUUUCCUUCGAUUGCCUCGAAAGAGAGAUGAUGUUGCAAACUUUGAAGCGCGAAUGUGUGCAAGUACUCAUAGGAGUGCGGAAGAAUGCGAGGAGCAUGCCAUGAUAAUUGCUUCGUCUUUGCAAAGCUACAUGUUUUCCCAUCACAAGAAGCUCAAGAGUUCUCCCAAGAAAUUAGCCCUGAACAGAGAUGGUCCUGAAAAAGUUAAUAACGUCAAUGACGAGCGACAUCUAUCGUUAAUUGAUAAAGAUGAAAUUGUGAACAUGGGGGAUAAAGUUCAAAUCUUUGCAGGGAGAAUGUUAAGUCUUUCUCCUUCCCUUACCGACAGAACCAUGCAUCUAGUAGAACUCCUUUCAGAUAUGAGACUUUGGGACCCUUGGUAAGCACACAGUUUAAUUGUCAGAUUGUAUUACAUAGUUAUCGAGUUAUUGACCAACGAGACAAAAUUGACGUUUGGUAGAGUGUCGGCUCUCAAGUUGAAUAGACUGUAUCUGAGAAUACAAUUGGGUCGUUGUUCAGCAAUGAUUCCAAAUCCAAAUUUCAGAUCUAAUUAACAAUUAGACCUCGCGGUCGAGGGGACUACGAGCUAAUA
Exaiptasia diaphana is the source of this 2302-nucleotide messenger RNA. RefSeq lists its product as uncharacterized. The transcript has 2 exons. Bases 108 to 2093 code for a protein of 661 amino acids. Lineage: Eukaryota; Metazoa; Cnidaria; Anthozoa; Actiniaria; Aiptasiidae. The record is from RefSeq and is a predicted model, not a curated record.